AUGUGGAGGACUUUAGCUUAUAAUAAGGGAGUAAUAAGAGCCAUCAUAUUAAGAAGAAAUUUCAGUACAAAUGAAACUUCAAUCAUAUCUAAAGUCUCAUUAUAUGUGCCCAAUAGUAGUUUAAAAUUCAAGUUUCCUAAAUUAGAAACCAUACAGAAGAAAUGGCCGAUCCCAGCAGGUGAAAUUAAAAAGUUGGAAGCAUUAGGAAGCAAAGUUCAUGAAUCAAUCAUAUAUGAAAUAUCAGAAUUGAAGAAUAGUGGGAACAAUGUAGAUAAUAUUAAAUGGGAAUUUAAUAAAGAAUUUGAAUUGCAAAAGAUUAAUCAGAUGCAAUUAACUUUGGAAUUACAACAGGGGUUCAAUAAAACACUUGCACCAUUGAAUAGUAAAAACCCAUACUAUUUGUAUUUAGGGUGGAUGGUUGAAUAUGGAGAGAAGAAUGUAGAAGAAAUUCCAAGUUUAUGGAAUCGAAUAGUUCGAUUCAGUGACAAUAUUCAAUUAAAGGCAUAUGUAAAUGAUUUGGAUGGGAUCGAAAUAUCUAGUGAGAAAUUGUUAAGUUCAAGAGUGUACCCCAUAGAUGGACUGGUAGAAUGGAAUCGAUUCCCAUCAAUAAUAGUUCGAAAUGUGAAAGACAUAUCGAAUACAACUUCAAUCUCAAAAUUAGGAGAAAAGAUUCAACAGGGGAUUAUAGAAGAAUUGAAUAAUUUAGAUAUUUCAACAGAAUUUCUAACAAAGAUCAAUUCUAAAUCGGAAAUGAAACUUCAAAUGAGUUAUAUGAAUAAGGAAGGAAUAAUGACAAGAAAAGAUCUAAAAGGUAAUAAAAAAUUAUAUUUAUAUUGGGGGAUUGCAGCCAUGGAAGCUCCAAAACUUAUUUUACAAAUAUGUGUUGAAGAAAUUGGUGAUAUUUAUGAUAUUGAAACUUUAGAAAUGGCAAUUGGGAAUAUUAUAGAUAUUUCAGUAUCAGAUAAAAGGAAAGAAGAUGAAGAAGAAUAUCUAAAAAGAAAACAAUUAAAAGAUCAAAAACUUUUAGCAGCUAAAGAAUUAAGAGAUGAGCAAAAGAUUAAAGAAGAUCAAGAGAAAGUCAAGUUGGAUCAAUUAUCAAAGAAGAAGGAGAAAUUAAAACAAACUCAAUUAAAAUUAGAAAAAAUCAAGUUAGAAAAAGUUGAGAGAAUCAAGAAAAAGGCUGAGAAACGUUUGGAAACAGUAGCAACGUUGAAACAGGAUAAAGGGGAGAGAAGGAAGAGAAAGAUUGAACAACUUGAAGCAGAAAUAGAAUCGACUAAGAAGGAAAAACUUGAAAGUAUAAGAAUUCUUCAUAAUCUUCAAAAGAAAUUGGAAAUAGAGAGAGAUAGUAAAUUGAUAUCCCAAACUACGACGUUAGCGAAGGAUGAACAAAUUGUUGUCAAAGGGCCAAGACUUGCCAUUCAAGACGAAUCUCAAACACAUUAUGAAAUCUCAUUAUCAUUAAAGGGUAAGAAACAUUCAUUUUUAUUUCCAAAAUUACAAUUAAAAGUGAAACGUGAAGAACUUUUAUCUGUAGUAAACUUUGUUAAAAUGUAUGGGAAAUUUGGUAGAUCUGUUACUGUUUCAACUCUUUCACCAAUUGUAUUUUUACAAAAAUAUAGAUUGAAAAAUCAUUUAGAUCGUGGGGUUAUCUACAAAGAGUUCAAAGAAGAAUUAAUCCGACAAGAUAUUGAUAAGAUAAUUAUGAUUAUGGAAUGGAAGGCUGGUGAAGCUACAAAUAGAGUUGAAAUCAUUAAUCCAUUAUAUUUAUAUAUGGGUUUAGCAGAACAGAUUGAUAGCAAGAAAGUAACCGCAUUAAUCUAUCUGAUUCUUGUUCGUAGUAAGGAUGAGAAAUUACAGUUUAAACCAAACGAUCUGACCAGUAUACUGUUUGAACAUGAAAACAGACAAGCAUUGAUUGAUAUUAAUUCAUCAUUAAAUGGGAACCAUUCACUCAAUACAUCGAUAUUUUCUCCAUACAAUACACCCAUUUUACUUGCAAUGAAUGGUCAAGUUUUAAGAUUACCUAGUCUUCCUACAACAAUUGCCAAUACAAAAUAUAAAAACCUUGCAGCUCAUGUAUUACAGAAUCCAAGUACAACAGCCACCGGCGGGCCGGAUGAUAUUGCUACAGUAUUAGACAAACUUGGAGAUAGACUAUUAUGGACCAUAUCAUUUGAAUAUUUACGUACCAAGGCUAAAAAUGGGACUCCAAUGAUGAGUCUCUUAAAUUCCAAUGGUGUAUUGGGACAUUUAUUACACUUGUACGAUUUUCCCCGGAUGCUUUUAGGGACUAACUUUGAAACCUGGCAAAGGGGAGAGAAUGUACGUGAAUUAGAGCUUUUGGGGGAUAUAUUUGAACGGUUUGUUGGAUUACUGACGUUGGAAGAUCCAGAGGCUACCAAGAAGUGGCUUCAUGGAGUAUUUGAUGUUUUUUCACAAGCAAUCGAUAUUGAAAGAUACGUUAGGGAGAUUGAGAAGGCUAAUGAACAAUCACCUGUAAAUUCUAGAUUCCUUUAUGUUCCAAAAGUUGUAUAUACCAUUGAAGGAAUUCAACAAGUGUUGAGAAGACAUGUACUAGCAGCAUCAGCUCUUGAAAAUAGAUAG
Messenger RNA from [Candida] anglica, 2607 nucleotides. The record is from the annotation of a GenBank genome assembly. Lineage: Eukaryota; Fungi; Ascomycota; Pichiomycetes; Serinales; Debaryomycetaceae.